Molecule: messenger RNA, 12189 nt
Organism: Thecamonas trahens ATCC 50062
Lineage: Eukaryota; Apusomonadida; Apusomonadidae
Exons: 4
Coding region: 1-12189 (4062 amino acids)
Biological process (GO): protein targeting to vacuole; protein retention in Golgi apparatus
Cellular component (GO): extrinsic component of membrane
Source: RefSeq, a predicted model, not a curated record
AUGGACUCUCUCCUGCAGUCGCUCCCGCAGUCGCCGCUCAGCCAUCAGUUCCGCCCGAACCUGGUCUCCCGGGUCCUCACCUCGACCCUCGGACGGUAUGUGGAGGACCUCGACCCGGAACACCUACGGGUUCAUGUCUACGCUGGACAGGUCUCGCUCGACGACCUGACGCUAAAGACCUCGGCCCUCGACGCCCUUGGCCUACCGCUGGUCCUCCUCCACGGCUCGAUCGGUCGACUCGAGCUCAACAUCCCCUGGGGCGCCACGCUUUGGACUUCACCGGUGACACUGGUCCUCAAGGACGUUUUCGUCCUCUGCGGGCCCAAGGCUCAGAUGGACUACGAUGAGGACGCAGAGGCUGCCGCGUCACUGCGCGCCAAGCGCGAGACGCUCAACGCGCUCGACGCCGCCGCUGCAGCCGCCGCCGCAGACGCCGCAGACGCCGCAGACCCAGCAUCGGCUGGCUUCAUGUCCUCGCUCGUCACCAAGGUCCUCGACAACAUUCAGAUUCGCGUCGAAAACGUCCACAUCCGCUACGAGGAUGCCGUCUCGCGGCCAGGCGCUCCGCGCCUCUCCGCCGGUCUCACGCUCAAGUCGGUCGCCAUCGAGUCGACUAACGGCACUUGGGAGCCGUCUUUCAUUUCGGACCAGUCGUCGACCUUCUUCCACAAGCUCGCCUCACUCACCUCGCUUGCCCUCUACCUCAAUCCCGACGAUGAGCUGAGCCUCGCCGACAUGCCACCCGGCCCGCGCGCAUCUGCCUUCCUCGACCUCAUCCACAGCCCAUCACGCGCUGCCCCGCGCCCGUCCACACCGACUGCAGCCGUCGCAGCUUCAGGGCUCUCGCCCUCUCUCCUCCACUGGGUCCUCGUUCCCACCAACGCCGUGGCCAAGGCCCGCGUCAAGCGCAUCGAGCGCUACCAGGGUCAGCCCAAGCUCACCCUCGACUUUCGUACAGACCCCAUCAGCCUCCAUCUCACGCGCGCCCAGUACGUGGCCCUCAUGGAGGUCACCGACGCCUUCUCCACCUACACACGGACCGCAAAGUAUCGUAAGUUCCGCCCGCGCCGCGGGCUCCGGCCCUCCACCCACCCGCGUGCCUGGUGGCACUAUGCCAUCCGUUCUGUCGUCAAGGACGUCGCCGAUCGCAACUCGCGCCUCACGCUGGCCUACCUCGUCCAGCGCCGUCACGACCGCAUUGCAUACGUCGCGCUCCACAAGGCCCGCGUCUAUGCAAGCUCAGGCACCGGCCUGCCGCUCGACCCCGAAGAGCUCGACGAGCUCGACGAGCUCGAGUCUCGCCUCUCGCUCAACGACCUGCGCUUCUUCCGCUCGCUCGCAAGGGCAGAGCUCCGCGCAGAGGCGGAACAGCUUGCCGCAGCACAGGCCGCACAGGGCUCGUGGGUCACCUCCAUCUCGUCGUGGUUUGGCCUCGGUUCGGCUGCUGCCGCUCGUCCUAUCACCAGCUCGCGCGCAAACUCGGCGCCCGGCGCCCCGCCGCUCCCGCAGCACACAGACAACCAGCUGUUUCGGGCCAUUGACUACGACGAGGCCGCCGCCGCCGCUCACACCGCUGCCGACGUCGCCCACGACUACGUGGCCACCAAGCUCACCCUCACUCUGCCCUCGCUCUCGCUUGCCCUCUCUCACGACCGCCGAGACAUGCUCUCGGUUGCCGUUGAGGGCCUGUUCCUCGACUAUCGCGCCCGAGCUCAGCCAGAUUCGUACCUACUCCACGCUACACUCUACUCGAUCGUGGUCACAGACCCUGCUGCUGCCACCUCGCGCUUCUCAGGCCUCGUCGCUCCCCGCAAGUUUGCUGCCUCGGGUUCGGGCUCGGCAGCUCGCUCGCUCUCAACUCUCUCAGCGCGCUCGACACGGAGCGACACAGACUUUCAGAUCAUGUCGCUGACUCUGGAGAAGAACCCGAUUGCCUCCAACGAUGUCGACUGGUCGCUCGCCGUCUUUACCGAAGACCUCGAGCUUCUCUACUCUCCAGAUGCGCUUCGCCGCGUCGCUGCCUUUGCGGCCCUUCCGCACCAGCUCGUUGUCCUCGAAAAGGUUCGCGCCUCGUACGACCAGUCCAUCGCCGAGCUAAGAACUGCAGCCCAGGACUCGCUCGCGGCCGCCCUCGCCACACACCUCCGCCUCGACCUCCAUCUCAACAUCAAGGCCCCCCACAUCGUCAUCCCUUGUAAUCGCAGGCCCGACGCUCCCGCCCUUGUCAUCGACCUUGGCAGGCUGCAUCUCAAGUCGGACCUGUCGUCAUCGUCGAGCUCGGCCAUUGGUAUCCCCACCCCGCCACCGGCACCACCGUCGCCGCGCCGUGGUCAUGUCACCCCGCCAGCCUCGCCGCGGUCGGCAGCGAACUCGCCCGCCCCACCGUCAUACGAGACCUACCGACUUCGCCUCCGCGCCUUGCAAGUCAUGCUCGUCCCGCUUCACCUCGCCGGCUCGAGCCACGCAGGAGCAACGCCGGCCGGGCCUGGCGUCGCGGGCCAGCUUGUCGAAAAGUUCGAUAUCAACGUCACCAUCCAGUCGUGCAUGCUGGCGAGGACCCAGUUGCCGCAGACCGUCGUCGACGCCUCGCUGCCGCGCCUCGCCCUCGUCCUCACCUCGCUCGACUACUUUAAUCUCAACAACGUGCUCGACACUCUCACCGAGCCCAUUGCGCCGCCACCGCCUCCAAGCUCGCUGGACGAUCCUGCCGCAGAGCCACUUCUUUCGCCACUCCUCGACCUCGACGAAGAGCUCCCGGUUGAGUUGCCCGAGCCAACGCCUGCAGCGCGCAAGACUGCCCUAGUCACUCCACCAUCGUCCCCGUCGCGCUCGCGCCGAUCAUCGGUCAUGUCGCCCGACCUCGCGAAUCGGUCCUCGCUCGUAGCCCGCUUCGAGAUCCAGUCCCUGGCCCUCACGCUCGCCGCAGGCUCACCGUCGGGCCCCAGACCCAUCAUUGUUGUCGACCUGUCGUCGCUCUCAGUCGCGUAUGACACUCGACCGUACGACACUAGCAUUGCGCUCACGCUCUCGGCGCUCGAGAUCCACGACGCACUCGCGUCGUCUCCGCACCGCACCCUUGCCUCGUCGCGCCCAUCCAAGGCUGUCCAUGGCAUCUCGUCACUUGCCAAUGUCUCGUUUGACGUCUCAGAGCGCUACGAGUCCGACGAAGUCCAUCUCAUUCACAUCGAGGUGACGCUCGUUGAUCCCAAGGCUCCACACUUUGCCGCUGUCCACGGCUCGUAUGCCACCUCGGUCGACCUCUCGUUCAAUCAGCUCCAUCUCUCGCUCAAUCCGGCCACGCUUGCUGCACUUCUCGACUUUGUCAACCUCGGCUCUGUCGCCGCGCCGGCUGCUGGCGAUGAGCAAGGGGAGCCAAGCGAGGCUGGCGAGACCGUCGAGCUAGCUGACGAACCAGCCACGGCAAACGAGCCUCCGUCGCGAGCGAGCGCUGCAGCCACUCCUGCCACCAUUCGGGUCGCUGCUCACAUGGAAGCACUCACGCUCCGCCUCAACACCCGCGACGCUACCUUUGUCUCGGUCGCUGUCCUCUCAUCCGCCAUGCGGUACGAGGUGACGCCGUCAACCACAUCGAUUCACGCUUCGCUCGGCGACCUCGCUCUUGUCGACAACUCGAUUCCUGGCCGGCGUUGGCGCCGCAUUCUCGAGGGCGCGGCCGCCACUGUGGGCGCGCCUGCGCUCAUCGAGGCAUCGUACGUGGCUUCGACGGCUGAUCCAGACUCACCCGACCUCGCGCCCGACAUCGAAGUCACCCUCGCGGUCCGGCCCAUCCGCUUUGUCUUUCUCCAGCGGUUUGUGGCUUCCGCCGAAGCCUACCACGAGCGGUAUCUGGCGCCGCUGCUCGAAGCCGCCGCUGGCCCGUCGUCGGCCGGCUCAUCAUCGUCGAUGUCGCGCUCACGGGCGUCCGGCUCGGUAUCCGCGCGCUCGUCAGCGGCGUCUGCAAGUCUCGCGCUUCCCGUGGCCCGCGCCCGUGCGCGGGCCAAGCGCGACAAGCGAUUUACGCCGCCGCCCAAGCUCAAGCUCGACAUUGUCGUCCAAUCGCCGACACUGGUCAUGCCGCGGUCGUCGCACGGCAAAGCCCACAUUGUUGCCGAUCUGGGCCGAAUUACCGUCAGCAACUCGCUCAAGCCUUCGUCGUCGCGGCUCCUGCUCGACACCUGGCGGCUGGCCAUUUCGAACAUGCACCUCACCUCGGUGGCACUCGACGAGCCGCUUCGCAUCAUCGAGUCGAUAGACAUUGCGCUCGCGGCUUCACGACCGCUCCCGCUCGACGCUGCCGGUGCUAGGGCUGCUGCCCAGAUGCCAGCCUUUGACAUUGAGGGCUCGUCCGACCCUAUCCAGCUGACCAUCAUUAAGCCGCAGUACGACCUCGUUCUUGCUGUCCUCACUGACAACCUCGCAGAGGGGCCGUCGACCACGCUCUUUCCAGACGAGAACUCGAUCGCCGCCCGUGUCGCCCACUCGCGUGUCAACCGCAACGUCUCCAUCUCGCUGCCGUCGGUCAACUCAUUUGGCGGCGGCUCAGGCUCCGAACCGACCGCCGCCCGCGCUGCAGGCAGGUCCGGCCCCGCUCCUGCGGGUGCCCCUGCCAUUGGUUACGUCGCUCGUUUCACCAUGCCGGAGCUGACGCUCACGCUAGCGGCCGCCUCGCGCAAGGAACGCAUUAUCUCACUCACCCUCUCGUCCUUUGUGGUCUCGGCAUCGGCGACCGCUACAGCGUCCAAGCUCACCCUCUCGCUCCGCGCGCUCACCAUUGCUGAUCACGUUAAGGCUGCCGCCCUCGAGACCGGCCAAGACUACUUUGUGGCGUCAUCGCUGGUGGCGCAGUCUCCGACUCGAGCGCAGAGCUCGCUCGGCUCCGGCUCGGACCUGGUCAACAUCAAGGUGACAACCGCGGCCGCUGACGACCCCGAUUUUGACAGCCUUUAUGACGCUACGCUCACCCACGUCGAGCUCUACUUUUCGCAACUCGCGCUAAGCCUCAACCCGCCAGUCGUGGCUGCGCUCGUUGCCUUUGCCGCUACACCGUCCCGAAGCAGCCCGAGUCGCCCGCCGGCGGUGCCUCGGCGUCGCUCUGUCGUCGUUGGCUCUGACCAGACGGCUUCCGACGACGACUCAAAUGUCUCGUCCACAGAGACCAUGUACUCGGACGACGACGACCACACACCAGGAGGUGCCGAGUCCGACGGCGGCGCCGUCGGGCGCGACACUCGGGUCCGUCGCAAGCUGGCAGUCUCGGCCAAGCUUGAUCUCCUCACCGUUUGCGUCGACGGUGACGGCUACGCACCGCUCACCGAGGCACGCCUGGGUAGCGCCCGCGGGGCGUACGCCGAGCUCUCUGCCGGUGAGCUGGUUGUCGACGGCUCGGUCGGCGAGCUUGCUCUCUUCAACACAACGACGACCGCAGGCCUCUUUCGCAAGAUUGUUUUCGUCCGCGGCGACGACGCUGUCACCUUUGGCCUACAGACCCACAUGGUCCAUGGCCUGCCGGCAACCACGAUUACGGUCACCGGUGGCAAAGUCAACAUUGUGGUCAUCAACUCGUUUGUGCAAGCGCUGUCCACAGCGCUGUCGUCGGCGUAUCUGCCUGCGCUCACACCGCCACAAGUCGACAGCCUUGCCGGGCCGUCGCCGCACACGUCGUUUGGCCACCUCACACCAGCCACCUCGCCACAUGGCGCUGACACAUCGAUGCCCGAGUUCCUAGCCGACGGGCUCGACGAAACCGAUCUUGACGUUGCCGAGGCCUCGCUCUCGACAGUCAACUCGGUCGAAAGCUGCGACGGCUCACUCGCAUCCAGCUCGUCGAGCGCCACAGCUUGGGCAGCAGUCGAGAGGGUGGAGGGCGGCGGCCGAUCGGACGUCGUCGACGAGGAUGACGUUGCUUUGGCUCCUUCCGCCGUGCACGCCCUCCCCUCGCUCACACUUGUCUCGCUCAAGCUCACUUCGCCGACAGUUAUUGUCCCGCGAUCAGCUGCGUCGAACGAAGUCAUUCUCCUUGACCUUGGAGAAAUCACUGUCGGCAGCAAGGUCGAGGUUAAGUACGCCAGUGAGGCCGGCGACGUUGCUGGAGUGCAGAGGACGUCGGACAUUGCGGCGGUCACCUCGUACAUGACAGUCGCGUUUUCCAAGGUCAACAUCCAAGGUGGCGCCGCUGGCAAGCUCACCCGUCAGCUAGUUGCCAAUCUGGAUGUGAGCGUGGCGCUGACAUCGCCGCUCUACGACCCAUCGUCGGCGCAGCUGCCGCCGGCGCAUCUUUGUGCCACGCUUGGUGACGUCAAGGUCACCAUUGCGCGCGCCGAGUACGCGCUAAUCAUGGCAGUUCUCUCGGAGAACUUUGGCAGCUCCCCGCCUUCGCCGUCGUCUGGAACGGCGUCAUCGGUGGGACUGAACACGGGGCCGAGCGGCGAUGGGCAUCCUGCCGCUACGGGUCCACCUGGUCGGACUGAUGCGUCGAACCGGUCCGACACGGGCGCUACAGCUGAUGUGAGCAAGCCCGAUGCUUUGGCGAUGGUGGGCGAACUGAGCCUCAACCUUGUCUCGCUCGAGGUCUUCCGGGACGAGUCGGAGCUAGGAGCAGCCCGGUGUGACGACGCUGCGCUCUCGAUUCUCGCACUGGCCAUCAACCAGACUGCCGCCCAUUUCGAGAGCCGAACCUCUGGCGCUGCGUCGGCCAAGGUUUCGGUCCGGUCAAUCGAGGUCCGCGACACCCGCGCUGACGCCGAUUCGAAGCACCGCGCACUCAUUGCGCCCGGAGCGCAGGAUGAGGAUGCGCCGCCCGAACUCACGCUUGCGGUCUCGUCGACGCCCGGCAUCGGCACGACGAUUGGUGUCGAGCUCGACGGGGCACGCAUCACGAUUGUGCCCGACGCCAUUCUUGCCUUUGCAAUGUUUUUCGCCUACGUGCCAGACGCCGACGGCGAGGCGCCGGGGACCACCACUUCUGGCAGCGGUACCAAUGCCGCGAAUGCGAGAGAGCGGAGUGAGGUCGUCGAGCGUACGAGCCGGGCCGUAGCGUCGGGUGCCGAGCCGCGGUCAAUGACGCAGAGGCUGCGUCGACAGGCGCGCGAUGGCUAUGUGCGCGACACUUCUGGAAGCGCUACCACUCGCCGGAUCGACUCGCGGUCGCUGUCGGGCAUGGGACUCCCGCCGCCGUCACCGAGCAUAGGCGGUGCCAGUGGCCAGGCAUACAAGCCAGAGGAGGCAGAGGUGGUCACUUCGCCGAGCGUAGCACUCUGUGGCGCUCGCGCUGGCGCUGCGACGUGGCGCGCUGCUGCGGUUUGCAUCACGGACAACCGCCACGGGCACAUGGGCAACAUGCAAGUUGCGGGUUCGGGGCUGGAGGCGUUUGUGACACGGAUGGGUAAGGCCCACUCUUCAGAGACCUCGAUGGUCUCGCCGUUUGAUAUCAACGCGGCAUAUCGCGACCGUGGCCGGUCAGUGCGGGUCGAGCUGGCCUUUCCGCGUGCAGUGGACGUGCGGCUGACGGCACGAGAGCUGCGGACGUGCAUGACGCUCGUGAACCAGCUCGCGAGUUUGGGCGGGGCGAGCAAGGACAGCUCGCCAGUGUCGACUGAGGUGGAAGCCCCGGUGCCGACUCCUGCCCGUAUCCGACGAGUUGAAGAGGCAAGGUUGGCACUGGUCUCGGCUUCAUUCAAGCUCGUUGACGAUGCUGGAUCGCGGUGUCGCGACAUUGUGGAGAUUGUAGCGAGUGAUGUCGAAGUGGUUGCCGACUCGUGGACUCGCGGACUCAACGUGCAUGGCUCGGGCGUGAUUUCGGCGGAGCACUUCAACUCGCUUGUUGCCGAGUGGGAGCCGCUUGUGGAGCGGUGGGCGUUUGAGGUCGAGUGCCACAUGCGGUCUCAACCGUCGUCGCGGUUUGUGCGCCUUUUUGCAGGUGCGCCGCUCUUGAUCACGAUCUCGCCAAGCGGCAUGGAGGCGAUUCAAGCUGCUGCCGCACUUGCGUCCGGCGCUGGAAGCGAGAGCGCCGACGCAGAGCCGAGCGCGCUCAUUGCGUCCGGCUUUGCACCGUAUGCGGUCCGCAACCUGUCGGGCCACGCUGUUCGGGUCUGGGUGCGGGCGUCGGACCACGCGCUCGACCUGGAGCAUGGGGCGUCGCUGCAGUUCCGGUUCCCGGUGACGCGGCAUCGGGCGCGGCGAUGCGUGGCGCUGCAGGUGGCCGGCGGGUGGAGCAGGGUGGAGGGCGUGGACAUCGACUCGGUCGGGGUCCGCGCGUACACGCUCUCUCCGCGGCUCCACGAUGUCGACCAUCGGCUGGUGUGCUCGGUCCGUGUCCGUGACGAUGGCGCCAAGGAGCUCGUUGUGCGGUCGAGCGUUCUGGUGACCAACGCCUCGCCGGUUCGACUGCAGCUUCAUCUUGACGUCGGCUUUGGUGAUGGCGUUGUGCUACCGGUUCUGAUGCCAGGCGACAUGACAGCCGUGCCUGUGCAGUACGCGUACCAGGCGACGCUGCGGGUCCGUGCCCUGCUGGCGGAUGGGGCCAAGACCGAGUGGUCCCAAACGGCGCUGUCGUGGAUGGACGCGGAUGCAAGCGCUGUGACGCAGGCUGUAGAGCUCGGCAAGACGCAGGCGCAAGUGGUGGGGAUUAUCGCGCCACAGGCACAGCUGGCCUCGAUGGGCUAUCCCUACCCACACCAUGUGGUGACGUUUGCGCCGUCCAUGGUCGUGCACAACGGACUGCCGCUGUCUGUGGCUGUGUCGUUCCGCAGCGCGACGGGUGGUGAGCCAGUGGUGACGCGAGUGCUUGCGCCGGGCGAGUCUGUGCCGCUAUUGGAGGUCGAUGGCGGGGACUUUAGAUUCCGACUCUCACUCGACCAGUGCGACGACGGGCGCGAUAGCGAUGCCGAGUGGACGGCGUGGUCCGAGCUCGAGCCGCGGCUCGGCUACGUGCACGGGAGCGAGUCGAGUCUUGCCAAGGCCGUGCCGUUUGUGCCUGGAACAGAAGGCGUGUCGCGGGUGCUGGUCAAGGCCGGAGCGUGCCGGCUGCCGCUCCCGAGCGGGCCUACGCUGGAGCUGGUACAUGCCUGGAGCGUGUACGGAUGUGAAGAGAGUGUGCCAGGCGAGGCAGCCAACAACGCGAGGUCGGUGACGCAUGAUGUGGUCAUCUAUGCGCCGUACUGGAUGGCUAACGCAAGCGGAAUUCCUCUCGAGCUCGGCGAGCUGCUCCCAAACGGUGGGGUGGCCGAGGUCGAUGCAGCACUCACCAAGGAGAGCGGGGUGCGAAUGUUUGCCCCGUCGACGGUGGCGCAUCACCCGGGCGUGGUGGUGCGGCCUGUUGGGACCGAGACGUGGUCUGCAGUUUUGGACGUGUCGCGACAGUCUGUCAGCGGUGAGGCACUUGUGCUUGGCGACGGGGUCUCGCGGAUCUCGGUCAAUAUGCAAGGCGGCGCGGCGAGCGCGUGCUCGCUGACGCGUGUAGUGACGUUUGUGCCAAGGACGGUGGUGGUCAACGCGUCAGGCGUGCCGCUCUGUGUGCGGUACGGCGAUGACGGGCAGGUGUUGCGGAUCGAGCCGCAGGCGCAGGUUCCGCUCCAUGCCGCGGCCGCAGGUGCAGCCGGCGAGUUGGCGCAGCAGGCGGUGAGCUUUAGCCUCGAGGGCGGCGGGCGGUGGUCAUGGUCUCUUGGCGUUGAGGUGGAUGCGCUGGAGUCACGGGCGCCGCACCUGGUCAAGAUCAAGCGUGUACUCGACUCGCGGGUCGGCAAGCGGGUUGCGGUCCUCCAGAUCGAGAUUGCUGUGGAGGACGGGACUCGGUAUGCAGUGGUGGACAUUGUGCCACGAGCGCAGUGGCCUGUGCGCAUCUGCAACGGAACGAGCGAAAUGCUCCGUGUGCGGCAGGCGCACGUGUCGAAUGUAGUGAGCGUGCUCCCGCAUGCCGAGGCGCGAUACGCGUGGGACGAUGCGCGAGGCCCGCACGUGCUGGCGGUGAUGGUGGAGGGCGACGAGACGCCGCACACGUUUGCAAUGGAUGAGAUAUCUGCGAUUCCGCAGUUUGUUGAGCUGACGACCCGUGAUGCACAGGGGCGAGCGGCGCUGAUGACAGUAGCUGCGGUGGUGCAGGUCGACGACGACGGGCUCACGCAUGUGCUUUCGCUCCGCGACGUGUCUGCUGAUCCAGCGUCCGAGAGCAUGCGCGUCUCUGACGUUGGUGAAGCCGAGACUGAGACUGUUGGGCACGUGCACCUCUCGACGGUGGUCGUCUCGCUGGUCAACGGGCGCGGGUUAGAAGUCGGAUGUGUGACGCUCGGCGAGGUGAGCUACGCGGUGAAGACAGCCGGUGACGUGACCGAUACCGAGCUUGCUGUGGAUUGGGUCCAGGUAGAUGAUCCGGACCUGCUCGCGCGGUACCCAGUGGUCCUCGCGCCUGUGGUGGAUGCGUCUUCGCCCGGCGCCGGCGCGGCGUGGCGGGCUCAGGAGGCUCGCCGGCUACGAGUGUGGGGUGUUGGCGACGUCGGGUUGAGCCGCAAUGGCGAGACCAAGAGCAGUGCGAGCUCGAGCGAGGCCAGCAGCGAGCGCGGCGGUAAGGCACCGUUCCGGACGCUGCACAUUGUGAGCGUGUCGCGGGCGGGGAUGGCGGUCAAGUACUACGAUGUGUGGGCGGUGCGUGUGGCGCGGCUCGCGCUCCAGAUCGAUGAGCAGUGGCUGCAAGCCGGGCUUGGAUGGAUGUGGGAGUCGUUCUGGCCAGAGUCGCAGGGCCGAGCGGCUGCGGAGCAAGCUGCAGCAAGAGUGUGGGCUCACGCUGGCGAGGUCCAGGCGCCGCGGCUUGAUGUCGAUGCGUUCCACGCAGCCCGGCUGGCGUCGGCGCAGAUGUACUUUAAGUCGCUUGUGGUUCACGCGCUCGCGCUCGACGUCACAUUUGAGCAGGGCAACGAAGGCUUGCGAGUUGCAGAUGCGGAAGCCGGAGCGCAGGCCAGUUCGCGGAGCGGACAGGGUGUGACACGAAGCUCUUGGACCGACGUGGUGUACUCUGCGCUGGACAUGACGCUGCUCAACAUUGAGGCGGCGAAUCUGGAGCUGAGCAGCGUUGCAUACACUCAUAAGCUCUCCGAUCCGUCGCGACUCUCGUCCGAGGUGCUCGACGCAUACAAGGGCGAGCUGCUGCGGUCGCUGCUCUCGAUUGUAGGCGCUGUCGAGUUUCUGGGCAAUCCUGCCGGGCUUGUGACGGCGUUGCGGGAGGGGCUGUCCGACCUUGUGCAGCAGCCGCUCUCCGGGCUCGCCGUCUCGCCGGCGGCUGUGGCGCGCGGGCUCAGCCGUGGCGCACUCUCAUUCCUGAGGCACUCGUCGGUGGGCCUGUUCUCGUCAGCCAACUCGAUUGCCAACUCGCUGGCCAAGGGCCUGGCGGUGGUAGCGGCGCCGGGCGAAGCAGCGCCCGAGGGAGUGCGGGCGCGGGAGCGACUGCGGGCUGUGCAUCCGCGCGGGUUUGUGGAUGGCAUGGCGCUCGGCGCCGGGCUGUUUGCGCGCGGGAUGGUUGAGGGCGCGUCUGGGCUUGUGCGCAGCCCGCUGACUGGCUACCGCGAGGGCGGCGUAGGGGGAGCACUUCGUGGGCUCGGACACGGCGCACUGGGCACGGUUGUGCGGCCGGCGGUGGGCAUUCUGGACAUGGCGACGGCGACGUCUGCGGGAUGUCGCGUGGCGGCAUCGCGGCUGCUGUCUUCGUCAGCGUUUGUGCGGCCAGUGGUGCGGGUGCGGCUGCAGCGAGUGCUGGGCGCACAUGGUGUGGUGGCGUGUUACUCUGCUCGCGAGGCGCUCGUCCAGGCGCUGGUGUGGUCCGUGGACGGUGGGCGGCUGUGUGGCCGGCGGCCGGAUCGGAUCGUAGCGGUAGUGCAGUCGAGGGGGGAAGAGAAGGCGAACAACGAGUCGGACGUUGUCCGUGUCGUUGCUGCCACAAGCCGGCACGUUGUGGCGCUUGAUGUGCCGAGUGCGUUGCUGGAGGCCGCGGAUCCGGAGGCGUUUGCCGGCGGCUCGACUCCUGUCCGCAGUGCGACCUGGGUGGUGGCGCGACACGCCGUGGCUGGCAUCGAUCGCGACAGCGCCAACUCGGCUGUUCUUCUCCUGCACGGAAGCGGACGCGCGGCCGACGGGCUCGGGGAGCAGCGAAUUGAGUCCGAAUCGGCACUGGAACUGGAUGUGUUUGUUCGGAAGCUGCAGCAGUAA